AUGCGACGAAAGACGCGUUUUGUUUGCGUCUCUGAUACACAUGGAUAUACACCCUCUGAAGCGGGCUUCAAACUCCCAGCAGGGGAUGUCCUCAUUCAUGCCGGCGAUUUGACAAACAAUGGAAGCCUAAAAGAGCUCCGCAAGACAAUGAAUUGGAUCUGCAAGGCCGACUUUGAAAUCAAAAUCAUAGUUGGCGGCAACCACGAUAUCACCUUGGAUCCAAAAUUCUACAAAGAGCAUGGACGAAGCUUUCACGGUCAGCACCUCGAAGAUACACAUCACUGCCUGAAACUCAUCACAGAGUCGCCUUCGGUCGUCCUACUUCGCCAUGAGCCUGCCUUGAUUCGCUUGACGCGAGCAGAUGGACCAAACACGGUAUUUAAAAUUUUUGGGUCCCCGUACUCUCAAUCCCAGGGAAGCUGGGCAUUUGGAUACGAAGCAAGUGAUGCUGCUGCGCUGUGGGGUCAGAUACCAAUAGACACAGACAUCAUCGUCACGCAUACGCCACCACAAUCCCACUGCGACCAGAAACCGAACAGAAUGGCCGUUGGGUGUCCUGCACUUCGUAGUGCAUUGAGCCUCAUUAGGCCUCACUUAGCUGUUUGUGGCUAUGUGCAUGAAGGACGAGGGUACGAACUCGUUCGCUGGCGAGGCGAUCUUACCAAGACAAAAACCGAAGCAGGAACACAACCAGAAUAUGAUUCAGUUGACCAUGUCACUCGGGGCCUUCUGCCACCCGUGGGCAGCAAAAAACAGAGCCUAGUCGAUUUGACUGGCAAACGGGAUAAACGAUUAGACAACGAGGGAUUUUCGCACUUCGGGCAAAGACAGCAUGAUCUGACGGAGACUCAACCAAUGCCAUCAGCCUCGCCGAGGUCAGAGUCAUCUGCUAGAGUCUCUGGAAAAUCAAGUCCACGAAACUCGCCGAGUGCUUAUCCGCCCCUGGGCGCGGGUAGCCAUGGCUGCAGUAGCCAGGGUGUUGAUUACACUUUGCAAACACUAAGAAAGGAGACCUGCGUUAUCAACGCCGCUGUCGUAUCCACUAGCUGGCCGCACCAGGGGGGCAAACGGUUCAAUUGGCCGAUUUUGGUCGAUCUUGAACUUCCCGUGUGGCGGAACGACCACGCGGUCGCGAACGGAUGA
Penicillium vulpinum is the source of this 1143-nucleotide messenger RNA. Its product is annotated as metallophosphatase domain-containing protein. Bases 1 to 1143 code for a protein of 380 amino acids. The record is from RefSeq and is a predicted model, not a curated record. Gene Ontology annotation, molecular function: hydrolase activity. Lineage: Eukaryota; Fungi; Ascomycota; Eurotiomycetes; Eurotiales; Aspergillaceae. The transcript has 2 exons.